Messenger RNA from Triticum dicoccoides, 1882 nucleotides. RefSeq names its product alanine aminotransferase 2-like. Gene Ontology annotation, biological process: biosynthetic process. Gene Ontology annotation, molecular function: L-alanine:2-oxoglutarate transaminase activity; pyridoxal phosphate binding. The record is from RefSeq and is a predicted model, not a curated record. The transcript has 15 exons. Bases 228 to 1676 code for a protein of 482 amino acids. NCBI's taxonomy places the organism in Eukaryota, Viridiplantae, Streptophyta, Magnoliopsida, Poales, Poaceae.
CCUCCGUCCCUUCCUGUGGGGAACCUCUCACCUCCUCCGCCGCGCCCCCUGCUUGUUUUGUUUCCAUCCUCCUCCCGAUCUCUCCUUCUUUAUAAAGCACAUCGCCUUCCUUUCUCCCUUCCGAGUCGCCACAAAACCGCGGAGAGAUAGAGACGGAUAGCUAGAGGCGUCGGAAGAUACUCGCUGCUCUGCCGCUGCCGCCCCCUUCGCCUUUAGUUGAUCUCGCCAUGGCUGCCACCGUCGCCGUGGACAACCUCAACCCCAAGGUUUUAAAAUGUGAGUAUGCUGUGCGUGGAGAGAUUGUCAUCCAUGCUCAGCGCUUGCAGCAACAGCUUCAAACUCAACCAGGAUCUCUACCUUUUGAUGAGAUCCUCUAUUGUAACAUUGGGAACCCACAAUCUCUUGGUCAGCAACCAGUUACAUUCUUCAGGGAGGUUCUUGCACUUUGUGAUCAUCCAGAUCUGUUGAAAAAGGAGGAAAUCAAAACAUUGUUCAGUGCUGAUUCUAUUUCUCGAGCAAAGCAGAUUCUUGCCUUGAUACCUGGAAGAGCAACAGGAGCAUACAGUCAUAGCCAGGGUAUAAAAGGACUUCGUGAUGCAAUUGCUUCUGGGAUCGCUUCACGAGAUGGAUUCCCUGCUAAUGCUGAUGACAUUUUUCUUACAGAUGGAGCAAGCCCUGGGGUGCACCUGAUGAUGCAAUUACUGAUAAGGAAUGAGAAAGAUGGCAUUCUUGUCCCGAUUCCUCAGUACCCUUUGUACUCGGCUUCUAUAGCUCUUCAUGGUGGAUCUCUUGUCCCAUACUAUCUCAAUGAAUCGACGGGCUGGGGUUUGGAAAUCUCUGAUGUUAAGAAGCAACUCGAAGAUGCUCGCUCAAGAGGCAUCGACGUUAGGGCUUUGGUGGUUAUCAAUCCAGGAAAUCCUACUGGACAGGUACUUGCUGAGGAAAACCAAUAUGACAUAGUGAAGUUCUGCAAAAAUGAGGGUCUUGUUCUUCUGGCUGAUGAGGUAUACCAAGAGAACAUCUACGCUGACAACAAGAAAUUCCACUCUUUCAAGAAGAUAGUGAGAUCCUUGGGAUACGGCGAGGAUGAUCUCCCUCUAGUAUCAUAUCAAUCUGUUUCUAAGGGAUAUUAUGGUGAGUGUGGUAAAAGAGGUGGUUACAUGGAGAUUACUGGCUUCAGUGCUCCAGUAAGAGAGCAGAUCUACAAAAUAGCAUCAGUGAACCUAUGUUCCAAUAUCACCGGCCAGAUCCUUGCUAGUCUUGUCAUGAACCCACCAAAGGCUAGUGAUGAAUCAUAUGCUUCAUACAAGGCAGAAAAGGAUGGGAUCCUUGCAUCGUUAGCUCGUCGUGCGAAGGCAUUGGAGAUUGCAUUCAGUAAACUUGAGGGAAUUACUUGCAACAAGGCUGAAGGAGCAAUGUACCUGUUCCCUCAAAUCUGUCUGCCACAGAAGGCGAUUGAGGCUGCUAAAGCUGCUAACAAGGCACCUGAUGCAUUCUAUGCUCUUCGUCUCCUUGAGUCGACCGGAAUCGUCGUUGUCCCUGGAUCUGGAUUUGGCCAGGUUCCUGGCACAUGGCACUUCAGGUGCACGAUCCUUCCGCAGGAGGAGAAGAUCCCGGCGAUCAUCUCCCGCUUCACGGUGUUCCAUGAGACGUUCAUGGCGGAGUACCGUGACUAAACUGGUGUAACAUGUGUGGGAUUACAUGCAAGCCUCGUGGAUUUUCCCUAGGCGUUUUUGCCCCCGUUGACAGCAGUAUCAUGUAGACGAGACAAAAUAAAGCAAAUCCAUGGCUUGUGUGUGUGAUAUACUAUAUCAGAUUCUGAAACAGAUUACCAGUCUGAUGCGUUUGAUGGUAAAUUGGCAACUGAGAUCUUUUUCCCCCA